Molecule: messenger RNA, 1412 nt
Organism: Linum tenue
Lineage: Eukaryota; Viridiplantae; Streptophyta; Magnoliopsida; Malpighiales; Linaceae
Source: the annotation of a GenBank genome assembly
UAUAGAUCAAAAUCGAAAGAAGAAGAAGAAGGUUAGAGGUAUAACAAGAGGCUUGGAAACGAUGAAACUGGCUGCUGCCAUGGGGAAAGAAAAAUUUCCAAUUACAAUUGAUGUCUCACAAGGUCGACCAGUUAAUGGUGUCCAAUCUGCCAAACUUUCAAGUGAGCUUGGUUUGAUAAGUCGAGAAUACAUGGAUGAGAUCCCUAUCCGCUGGACUAAGGAUUUCAAGAAGAACCAUCUGCGUUCAGCUUAUGACAGAAUAAAUAGGCAUCUGCAAGUUGAAGAUAUCAGCGAAGAGGCUGUCCAAGAUUCUAUCGAUGGGUUAUUGCAAAUCCAAGUCAAGAAGCAACGUUCCAAGCUGAAAAAGAUAUUCCUUGAGUGCAGGGAUGCAGUGGAAGCUAGAACAAUGAAGCCUCCUGGAAUAAGCCAAAAGAACUGGGACGAUUUGAUUGACUAUUGGCUCAGUGACAAAGCUAAGCGUGUUGCUGUUGCCAACACACAGAACCGACAGCGUGUAAACUGUAAAGGCCUCCCAUCGCCAAGGACGUAAAGCUUUUGUUGUCUUAAGAAAUGAAAUUAAGGAAGCGAAUAAUGGAGAAGAAUGUCCCCAUAGCACCUCCUGAAGUGGUCGAUUCUGAAGAAGUACAAGACAAUGUCGACAUUGCACCUUCGACUCGCUCAAUCCUUCGCCUGCGAGAUUGCCGCCGCCGCUCAUCCUUCGUCCGCGAUAUUGCCGGCGUCGUCGCUCACUCUCCUUCGUGCUCGGGAUCUCCUUCGACUCUUCCAAGGCGCUGUGGAGGAGGAACCACAACGCGUCAAGACCGGCCGCGACGACGAUGUUCAGAAUUACAAGUCAAUUUCUCAUUUUUAGUAGCUUCGUCGUUUUGAACUGCAUUGAAAAGAACUGUUCAAUUUUCUCAUUGCUCGUUUUUUGUGUGGUUUUCCUGGAGGUGACGGGAGGAACAAGGGGAUUGGGUUCGAGAUUUGUAGGCAGUUGGCUUCUAAUGGCGUUAUGGUUGUUUUAACAGCUAGAGAUGAAAGCAGGUUGAUUUAACUGCACUUACAAAGUACUACUCAGAGGUUCUCCCUCCUAGCAAUACUCCAGGUGUAUGCAUCCUGGACAUGUGUAGCAGUUGGCCAUUACCCAUAAGGAUACAAGCAAGAUCGUAUAGUUGGGAUGGGAAUGAAUGAAGAAGAGCUCAAGUGAAAUCCUGUAUUUCGAACAGGGGCAGAAGAAUUUAAAGGAGUUGGGUGAUCAUGUCAACUGCAGCAGUUAGGAACCUCUCAAGCCGAAGUGAUUUCUUUGGCAGAUUGGAGUUUCUCAUUUUUUUCUAUUUUUGUAUUUUUUUAAUGAAUUAGUACUGCUAUGAACUAAUGUAAGUUGGUAUUUGGUUGGAAAUAUAAUGUGACCA